Molecule: messenger RNA, 537 nt
Organism: Emericellopsis atlantica
Lineage: Eukaryota; Fungi; Ascomycota; Sordariomycetes; Hypocreales; Bionectriaceae
Product: bifunctional deaminase-reductase domain-containing protein
Exons: 1
Coding region: 1-537 (178 amino acids)
Biological process (GO): riboflavin biosynthetic process
Molecular function (GO): 5-amino-6-(5-phosphoribosylamino)uracil reductase activity
Source: RefSeq, a predicted model, not a curated record
AUGGCCAAGAUUCGAGGAUACAUCGCAGCCAGUCUUGACGGGAGGAUCGUCUCGGGCGACGGUUCACUCGAAUGGCUCUACAAACACAAUGACAUGGACCUGGGAGAGCACGACUACGGCAUCUUCUUACAGCGAAUCCGCACGGUGGUCAUGGGCCGUAAUACCUACGACUUCCUCGCCCAAGAGCAAUCGCCGUGGGCUUAUGGAGACAAGCGAGUGUUCGUCGUCACCUCGAAACCACUGUUCAAUCCAAAGGGGCCGCUCCAGGUUCGCAGUGAUGUCGACGCGCUGAUCUCGGAGCUCCGUGCUCUCGACGACGGCGACGUCUGGAUGCUGGGCGGUGGUCAACUGCAGAUGGCAUUCAUGGAGCGCGACGCGCUGGACGAGAUGGAAAUCUACGUGAUGCCGGAGAUUCUCGGUGGUGGACAGCCACUUUUCCCGCUCACGGGUCUUCGGGCGAGCCCCAUACUGAUCAGCGCGACGGCGCUCGACGAGGGCUGCGUGCGGCUCCAUUACCGAAUGCGACGCGGAGACUGA